AGAGUGGUUUGGUCGUUCGUUGUGGGAGCGUUAUCUGUUUGCCCAGCGACUGUGGCUCUCCUUUGGGCCACCAGACGCGGCGCCGCGGUCCGUGAAGCGGCCUAAGACUUUGGCGUUUAGUGAAAAAUGGCCCGAAGCAAGCAGACUGCGCGUAAAUCUACCGGGGAGAAAGCCCCCCGCAAACAGCUGGCCACCAAGGCUGCCAGAAAGCGCGCUCCCUCUACCUGCGGGGUGAAGAAACCUCACCAUUACAGGCCCGGAACCGUGGCGUUUCGAGAGAUCCACCGUUAUCAGAAAUCCACCGAGCUUCUGAUCCGGAAGUUGCCUUUCCAGAGGCUGGCGAGGGAGAUCGCCCAGGAUUUCAAAACAGACUUGAGGUUUCAGAGUGCGGCCAUCGGUGCCCUGCAGGAGGCUAGUGAAGCGUACCUGGUUGGGUUAUUUGAAGACACUAAUCUGUGUGCCAUCCACGCCAAGAGAGUCACCAUCAUGCCCAAAGACAUCCGGAUACGGGAGGAGAGAGCUUAAGUAAAAGGCAGUUUUUCUGGUGUUUUGUAGUAAAUUCUGUAAAAUACUUUGGUUUAAUUUGUGACUUUUUUUGUAAGAAAUUGUUUAUAAUAUGUUGCAUUUGUACUUAAGUCAUUCCAUCUUUCACUCAGGAUGAAUGCGAAAAGUGUUCACAGACCUCAGUGAUGUGGGCACUAUUGCUCAGGAGUGACAAGCUGCUGAUCUGCAGAAGGGAUGGGUGAUACUUCUUGCUUCUCAUGAUGCAUGUGUUUCUGUAUGUUAAUGACUUGUUGGGUAGCUAUUAAGGUACUAGAAUUGAUAAAUGUGUACAGGGUCCUUUUGCAAUAAAACUGGUUAUGACUUGAAAAAAAAA
Trichechus manatus latirostris (Florida manatee) is the source of this 877-nucleotide messenger RNA. RefSeq names its product histone H3.3-like. Gene Ontology annotation, molecular function: protein heterodimerization activity; structural constituent of chromatin; DNA binding. The coding region runs from base 127 to 525 and encodes 132 amino acids. The transcript has a single exon. Lineage: Eukaryota; Metazoa; Chordata; Mammalia; Sirenia; Trichechidae. Gene Ontology annotation, cellular component: nucleosome; nucleus. The record is from RefSeq and is a predicted model, not a curated record.